AUGGCGCGAUGCAACCUUCAGCCGGACUUCGCCAAGUUCUCGGCGAAGAACACCCCGGACGCGCGGAUCAACAACUACACCCGCCUCCAGCCCAGCCUAGCGAAGAUCGGGGUGCAGCUGGACACGCGCACGGUGACCUCGCUCGUGCGCGAGGAGAGGGGCGCGGCGACGCGGCUGCUCUCCUCGCUCAGGAUGAACCUGGAUGCCAUGGUGAGAGACGUGGAGAAGGCCAAGGUGGGGACCAGGCUCGGUCAGACGGCCAUGAGCGCCAGGACCGUGCCCUCCCUCGGGGUGGCUGAAUCUUUCCGUCGCGCGGGCGCUUUCAACACCGCCAGGAGCGGGUACGACUCGCAAAUCGCGAGGCAAUUCGAGACGACGCUGCGGGUCAACGAGGACAGGCCCAACCUCGUCAUGGAGCAGGCGCACGUCGCGAGGUUCGCCCAGGAGAAGUACCGGCAUCAAGAGCGGGUGGUGGCUGAUCACGUAGCGAAAAAGGAGGAGAUGCUCCGGGAGCUUCGGGACCGACGGUCCCGGCAGGUGGAACGAUUCAACUCCACGCGCGAGUCGAAGGCGGCGAACGACGCGGCCGCCAUCGCGUCGCACCGGAGGUACAUGAGCGAGCUUCGAAGGAUGGAGCGCACCGAGGUUGAGAUUGAGAUGGCCAUCGCCGAGAAGGAUCGGCUGGCGCGGCUGGACCGGACGCUCGCGUCCAAGGCGGACACCGUGGACGGCAUCGACGAGUUUGAGAAGAACCUGGAGCGCAUGAGGGAAGAUCCCAAGACGUCACGGAUCAAGGUGCUGGGUAAGAACGUGGUGGAGGCGAGCGCGGAGCUCACCGUGGGUAAAAUCAAGCCCCUCACCGGCGUUGACCCGGUAGAGCACCUCAACUCGAUGCAGAACUCUCUGCCCAGCGGUAAGAUAAUGCAGCACUUCGGCGACAGGUACAUGGACAAGGUCCGCGCGAAGGCUGCCGAAGAAAGGGACGCGAGGAAGGAGAGGGAGGCUCGCAGGCACAAGCUCCUCGUGGACCAGCAGCGAACCAGCGCCGCGUUCGAGGCGAAGAAGCGUCAGGACGACCUCCUCAACGCGCUCUCCGCGAUGUCGCAGCAGGAAACCAGGGUCGCCGCGCGUCUCAAGGACCUGGAGAUUGAGCGAGAGACGAUGCGGGAGAACAGGCAGAAACGAAACAACCUGUACGAGUCCCAACGCGCGGCGGAUUACGAGGCUUCGCUCAGACGGGAGGCUACCCUCGCGGCGCAGAGGAGAGCGGCGUACAAAGCCGCCGCCCGCGCCGAGGCUGAGGACUUUGCCGACGCUGAGCUCGCCAGGAAGGCUGCGGAGACGGAGGACGUGCGCAGGUUCUGCGAGGACCUGGUGUUGGCCGUGUGCGGGUUGGCGGGACGGUGCGCCGACUUCAGGGAGGCGUCCGACUGCGAGAAGGUGCCGCGGAAGGAGUGGCGCGAGUGGACGCACCUCAUCGUCGAGGGCCUGCCCCUCCCCUUUGCGCUCCCCGAGGCGGAGGAGGAGGUCAAGGAGACACCGCCCGAGGUGACCGCGUUCGACAGAGGCACGACCAAGGACUACCUGACCGGCGCCGGCGAGUGGGACCCCGAGAAGGAUGAGUUCUUCGUCGAGCCCGAGCCGGAGCCCGAGCCCGAGCUGGAUGAGGAUGGCAACCCCGUCGAGCCCCCAGAGCCGGAGCCGGAGCCCGAGCCCGAACUCGACGCCGACGGCAACCCCAUCGUCCCGGUUCCCGAUCCGGAACUGAAAGAUAUCUUUCCCAACGCGGCGCUCGCGUCCGCGGUGUUUGACCUCUCCAUGCUCACCCUCCCGGUGCCGGAGAUUCCCCCGACUCUGCCCGACCUCGCCGGCGUUCAGGUUCGCCUGGCGGUGGCGGGCAUGCCCUUCGCCGGUAAGUCCACCGCGGUGGCGGCCAUCGCGGAGGCGCAGCGCCUGCAGAUCAUAAACCCCGAUAUCCUGGUCAAGGAGGCCAUGGCGGAGGCUGCGGCGUGGGACGCCGAGGAGGAGGCUCGCGUCGCCGCGUCGCGUCCGGCGGAUGACGCCGACACAGCUGUCGACGCGGAUGGCUCGGGGGUCAACCCCGUGGGUACGCCCGCCGAGGGGGGUGCCGAGGGGGGUGCCGAGGGAGGUGCCGACCUAAACGAUGACGCGCCCGAGCCAGCCGAGUCCUCCUCUCCCGCGCCCCGGUCGCGCAAGGUUGAGCUUGGCUCCGUCGCGCUCGCCGCCGACGGCGCCGGCGAGCCGAUCCCCCCCGACGUCGUCGCGGCUCUCGUCGCCAUGGCGAUCGGGGCCCUCGCGCCGCCCCCGCCGCCCCCGCUCACGGUGGUCCCCGAGGGUGACGACCACGAGACUGCGCUCGAGGCUGCCAAGGAGGCGGACGCGGCGGCUAUGGCCGAGUGGAGGGCUUCCCUGGACGCUGAGGACCGCAAGCGGGGGUUCGUCAUCGACGGCUUUCCCAACAGUCACGAGGAGGCGGCCGCGCUGGAGAAGGCGCUCACCGGUCUGGACCCCGCGCGCGAGGAGUUCGUGCGCGGGCGCGUGUCCAUCGUCGCGCCCAUGCGGGAGCACGAGGUUGCGGCCAAGGCGACGCCGACGUUUAUAAGCGGCUUGGACGCGGUCGUCGUGCUCGAGCUUCCGACGGAGCCCGACGCGCAGGCCGCGACGAGACGCGCCAUGGGGCGCAGGAUCGACGCCAUGACCGGCAAGAUCUACCACCUGGAGUACGAUCCACCCCCCGAGGACGAGCCCGGUCUCAUCGAGCGACUCCAGGACCUCGUGCCCCCGGAGGAGGCUCGGGUGCACGAGCGCAUGAAGGAGUGGGGAGCCGGCGUGGAGAAGCACGAGAACUGGCUCAAGAAAUUCGCCGGCCUGCGCGUCGGUCUGGACGCCACCGGCAACGUGGAGGAGGUGGCCGACGCCCUCACCGGCGUGGUGGAGCGCGUGCUCGCCGCCAAGGCUGCCGCCGAGGUGGUCAAGGAGGCUUCCGAGGCCGCCGCCGCCGCCGCCGCGGCGGCGCAAACCGCCGCCGCCGCCGCCGACGAGGCCAACGCCGUGGUCGCCGCGUGCGCCAAGGAACUCCUGCACCUGCGCAAGGCUGAGAUCCAGGCCAAGGAGCUCGUGGGCGCCGCGACGGCCGAGGCUGAGGAGGGCGCAGAUCCGCCCGCGGAGACCGAGGGGGACGCCGAGCCCAAGGACCCGGCGGCUCUCGCGCUCCUCGCCGAAAAAGCCGCCGAGGCUGUCGCCGCGGAGCUCGUCAAGGCUCAGACCGCCGCCGCCGCCGCGGAUAAGGCGCUGGCCGAGGCCGCCAAGGCUGUCGAGGAGGCUAACGCGGCCGUCAAAGCCGCGUCGGAUUCCUCGGCGGGCGCGGAGUCCGUUGCCGAGGCGCGGGAGGCUGCCAAGGCUGCGUGCGAGGCGGCGGCGGCGGCGUCGGUAGCCGCCGGUGAAUCUCUCGAGUCGGCCAAGGCGGCGGGUGAGGACGUCAAGGGACACGUCGAGCGCGCCGAGGCUGCCGCCAAGGCUGCGACCCCCGAGGAGGUCGCCGCGCUGGACCCCGACGCGCCCAAGGAGGGAGAGGAGGGCGAGGGGGAGCCCCCCGCCGACGGCGAGAACGCUCCCGACGACGGCGAGGCUCCCGUCGAGCCCGAGGAGCAGAAACCCGUGCCCAUCGUGCCCGUGCCGCUGGCUCUCGCGGAUGCCAUCUACGAGCAGUGGAGCGGCGCGGAGACCGCCUACCUCGAGGGUAUGCACCAGUGCUUCGCGUCCAUGCGCGAGGAGCGUUCGCUCUCGUUGGCGCACUUUGUGGAUGCGAAGAAGACUUUCGCCGACUUUCUGCGCAGGCCCGACGAGAAGAUGACCGCGGUCCGGGAGUUUCAGUCCAAGUUCAACGACGUGGACCUGGACCACAGGAGGGAUCCGCGGACCAAGGGCGAGCUGCUGGUACGAGCGGACGAGCUUCGGGACGCGCUGUGGGACGUGUGCGACGCCAAACUCCAAGAGGCUGUGGACGAGCGCAAAAAGAUUGUCGAAGACACAUACGUCGCGGAUCACGUCGUCCUCGCGACGAAUCACUACGUCGCCAUGGUGCAGCUGGAGCUCGACAAAUACGCGGAGACGCACGCCGUCCUCGCAGACUACUACACCGCCAGGCGUCUUGGCGCGGAGCUCAAGGAGGAGGGUCCCGAGGUGACGGCGCCGCCGGAUGUGCUCGGCGAGGAGAACCCGCUCCCGGUGCCCGCGGCGGACGGCGAGAACCCCGCGCCGACGUGGCUCAAGGACGCCAUCGAGCUCACGCCGACGCUCGCGGCGGCGGUGUCCGCCGCCUUGGAGUACUUCAAGUCCGUCUCACCCCCCGAGCCCGACCCCGAGAACCCCGAGGAGGCACCCCCCGAGCCGCCCGCCGAGGGUGAGGAGCCGCCGCCGCCAAAGACGGAUGCGGAGCGCGCCGCGGAGACGUCGGCGGCGGAUCUCGAGGAGGCCAUGGCGAUCGAGCGUCACACCGUCAGGUGGAGGAUGAAGCGCAUCGUCGAGAACGCCGUCGCGCACGCCAAGCACCUCAAGCGCGUGGAAGCCAAGGCGCUGGUCCGCCUGGAGGAGUACCUCCGGGGCCGGUACCACCAGGAGUGCAGCGCGGUCGCGGCGCUCGUCGAGGAGAUCAAGUGCGCCGUCGACGAGGAACGAGAGCUCGUCAACGACCUCAUCCUCGACGACGUGGACUUCAUCGUCCUCGAGGAGGAGCUCGCCGUUCCGGACCCGCCGCCGCAGCCCCCGGCGCCACCAGUGGAACCCCCCGCGCGCGGUCCCGGAGUGUUCACCGCGUCGCAGCUCGCGAACCUGGCGGAUGGUUUGUCGUCCGCGGCGAUAUCGGGCGUGAUGACCGCGGGGGAGUGCGCGAGGGUUUUCGCGCGGUGCGCCGCGGUUCUCACCCCCGCGGAUCCCGGCGUGCCCCCGGCGUUUUCCGCGUGCAACGAGGGGGUUUUGGCGGCGGUGGCGAGGUCGUUCGCCUUUGGGGAUUCGCUGUACUGCGAGUGGCGGCCGCUCAUCGUCUCGCUCUUGGCGGACAUGUAUCCCGUCGUCGCGGAUGCGAGCGUGGAGAGGCUGGCGUCCGCCGCCGCGCAGCUCGCCGCCCCCGCGCUCGCCGGUCGCGCCGCCUUUGCCAACGCCAGGAAGCUCUGGUUCCUCCCCUCGCGGGCCGAUUCUUCGCAGGUUGACGUCGCGGCGAUCGUCAUGCGGGCGCUCGCCGACGCGUUCGCGUUUGAACCGGGCGAGGAGGGCGCCGUCGACGUCGAGUCGCUCGUGCUCCACCUGUGCGCGUCGCCCGCGAGCGCGGAGGCGGGGACGAGGAAGGCGCUCGAGCUGGCGAAGGUUCUCGCGCCGCUACAGCUGGUGCCCGAGGCGCGGCGAUUGGGACACACGCAGGACGGGGACGCGGCGGAACCUGACGGAACGAACGGCGACGGGGGUGCCGAGGGUGCCGAGGGUGCCGACUCCGGCGACGCGGUGACGGGAACCAAGCCCGCCCCGACGGAGGAUGGACGGAAGGAAUCCCCGGAGGCGCCGAUCGAACGCGAGCCCACGCCCGAGCCGCCCCCGACCCCGGAGGCGGCGGCGGCGCGGUUCGCCGCGAUGUGCCCGAUGUCGCACGCCGCCGUCGAGCUGCUCACCAGGCACGACGUUCGAGGCGUGGACGUUGACGUGCCCGCGCUGCUUCGAGCCGGGGACGAGGGCGGGGCGGUUGGACUGCUGGCCGAUCCGGCGACGGCGAGGUGGUUCAGCCGGUACCUCGUCCGCGAUCUGCACGCGAUGGUGAAGGUGUGA
This is a messenger RNA of Micromonas commoda, 5835 nucleotides long. RefSeq names its product central pair complex 1 (gene CPC1). The record is from RefSeq and is a predicted model, not a curated record. NCBI's taxonomy places the organism in Eukaryota, Viridiplantae, Chlorophyta, Mamiellophyceae, Mamiellales, Mamiellaceae. The coding region runs from base 1 to 5835 and encodes 1944 amino acids. The transcript has a single exon. Gene Ontology annotation, molecular function: AMP kinase activity.